Molecule: messenger RNA, 5409 nt
Organism: Rhopilema esculentum
Lineage: Eukaryota; Metazoa; Cnidaria; Scyphozoa; Rhizostomeae; Rhizostomatidae
Product: gem-associated protein 5
Biological process (GO): spliceosomal snRNP assembly
Cellular component (GO): nucleus; SMN complex
Molecular function (GO): mRNA 3'-UTR binding; protein binding
Source: RefSeq, a predicted model, not a curated record
AAAAGAUGGCGGGAGUCACAAAUUGAAAAACGUGACAGUUUCGUUUAGCAUGGCAUAGAGUGAAGCUGGAAGUUUCAAGAAUAGUUUUAAGAACACAAAUAAUUGGUUAAGAUGGGAGAUGAACUGGUCAUACCUGCCUCUCCAAAUUGGUACUGCUCAUCUGCAGCUGCAAGCAAUGAUCAUGGGAUGUAUGCAUUUGCUGCAAGAAAUCAGAUAUAUGUAUUUGAUAUUACUGGAAAUUCUCCAGCAUUCAGAAAAUCUUUCCAGUUACAAAAAGACAGGGUUACUUCAUUGUGUUGGAUGGCAUCUGAGAAUUCUGGCAGGUCAUGUAUUGGAAGUGGGGGUGAAGAUGGAGUUGUCCGAAUCAUUGAUAUCAAUGCAAGCAUGACUAUAGUUGCAGAGCAGAAGAAUCAUCAGGCAAAGAUAUCUUCUAUAGUUUCUCCUGCAAAUGACACAGUUAUAUCUGGUGAUGAAAAGGGAUUGCUGGUAACUUGGAACUAUGUCAAAAGUGAAUCUUCUUCGUGGAAUCCAUCACCAGUGGCUAUUAUGUGUAUGGAUGCAACUAAAUUACAGCAGUCAGUUCUGGCUGUAGGCUAUACCAAUGGCCAUGUCAUUGUAGUAAACAUGAAAAGGCAAGAGGUUCUUCAAAUGUACAAGAGUCAUCUAGAUGAAGUCCAUUCAGUUGUUUGGCAGCCAGUAUCUACUCAAACCAAUGGUGAUGGUUUGCUUCUUGCCUCCGGUUCAAAAGACAAGACCAUUCGCGUGUGGAACAUCGAGCAAGAAAACCCUGUCCUCACUCUGAAUAUACCAUCCAAAACGUCUGCCCAAAAAGGGCGAAAGAAAGCUGAUGAUAUGGGGCGUGUGAAAAUAUGGACUACGCUGUGCUGGCAGGACAAAUCCACAUUGAUUUCUAGCAGCAUUGCUGGUGGUGACAUACUGGUCUGGAAUCUAAGCAGCAAAGAGUUCAAGACAUUAUCUCAUGGCCACACAAGAAUUAUCUUCAAUAUAACCAUCGACCCUACUGUUAAGAAAAUGAUCACAACAUCGAUGGAUAGACAAGUACUCCUAUGGAAUUCAGAGACGCACAGCCUACUCGGUUGCGUUCCAAGUUUGGGGGGCUAUGUUUAUUCCGUCACGACAUCGUUGCUCGAUCCGUAUAGCAUCAUUUAUGGCGUUGGUGAUAACGUUAUCCGUGUUUGGAAUACAAGAGACAGCAAUCAGCCAUAUGACACCAUUAUGCUCUGGCAAGGAAUAAAAUCAAAAGUUACUGUUGUCGUUUGUCACCCACGCAAAGAGGGUGUUGUUGGGUUUGGAACGGAUGAUGGCCACGUUGGCAUCUAUAAUAUUGCCUCUAAAAAAUUUGAAGUUUCUAUCUCAUACCAUAAAAAGACAGUAUAUUCAUUGGCUUGGGGACCAAAUUGUGGAGAAGAUGCAAACGACAACGACAGUGCAGGUGGAAACUGUCUAUAUAGCUGUGGAGGAGAAGGGUCCAUCCUAAUUCAUUCGAUGAAUCGCUUGCAGAAUAAAGCCAGGGAUAUGAAUGCAAUAGUGAGAAAAACAAACAGCAUCAAGGAAAGAUUUCCUUCGAGAAGUGACGUUGAAUGGAGAAAAGAUUUCAAGUUUGUCGCUGUUGGAAAUGAUGAUGGGUCUGUUGAGAUAUUUUCGAGUCCAAAUCUGCAAAGCAUUUGCAUCAUUCUUGUCCACCGCAAGAUCAUAAAUUGUAUGAAAUGGCAUCACCAGUUUGACAUUUCUCACAUUACAACCGGAAAUGCAUUUGCGAAUUGGCUUGCAACUGGCUCCAGCGAUAAUUACGUGUGCGUCACUGAUAUCUCGCAAGCGAUAGAUGGCAAGACCCUUGGCCAGAAGCAGAUUGUAAUAAAAGAGAAGUUUCGGUAUUUCAAUCACCACAGUCAAAGAAUAACGAGCUUAUCGUGGUCGCCUCAUUCGAUGGAGCUGCUCGCUUCUUCUAGUUAUGAUGGGACAGUUCAGAUUUGGAAUGUUAGCAAAAAUGAGCCGAUUGCAAACUAUCGAGGGCAUUUAGGCCGUGUGCUUUGUGUUGAGUGGAGUCUUGUUGAUCCUGACGUCAUAUACUCUGGAAGCGAAGAUUUCACGCUACGAAGAUGGACUAUAUCCUCAUGCAAGCACGUAAUGCCUACAGAUGUCAAGAAACAAGUAACUGGCUCUAGAAAGAGCGAAAAACCAAAGGCAAAAACAACGGCAAAACCUCAAACUGCGUCAGAACCUACAGGUCAACCAGCCGUAGAGGAAUCUCUCGUGAACCAACGUCAGUGUGGUGAACCCAAGGACGCUGUGGUGGAUUCUUCUGAUGAUGGACUCGGAGCGAGAUUAAUCUCCACUGAAGACUCUACGGUGUCUCCUUCUGACUUGAAGUCGAGGUUAACACAAGAGGAUGCCUUAAAGCGAUCGUCCUGUAAAGGUGAUACAAAAAAGAAGAAACCAAAAUCACUUUUUCCAUUGUCUGCCACACAGAACCAUAAACAGAAAGCAGCCAGUCAAAAGGAAUGCAUAAUGCUUGCCAAGCAUCUUAAAGAGGGAUCAAGUAUGGAUAGUUCCGUUGGAGAAUUUGUGCCGGGAAAAGCUGAGUAUGUAAAUCUUGGCUUGUUUGGUGAUCGGCCUUCAGCAUUCAAGAUGUUUACUACUGAAGGUCAAAAUCACUUACUUUCUGGCAAUUGUGAGCAGCAGCUCCAUCUAGAGUUAUGGAAAGGUAACUUGGAAGGUGCACUCAGUAUUUGUAAGCAGAAAGGAGAGCUGAAUGAGAUGGUUGUUGCCAUGAGUCCAAUAGGGGGUUUCGAUGUUUGGCAGUCAACCAUGAAAGCAUACGCAGACCAGCUUGCAUCAAAAGGAGACUAUUUUGCUGCAGCCUCGUAUUACGUUGCCGUCAACAAAGUCAAAGAAGCGAUUGAAAUGUUCAAGGCCCAGAAUAUGUUUAAAGAGGCAAUUGCUUUAGCUAAGGUAAGACUGUCAAGCAGGGAUCCUGUUCUAAUUGAACUGUACAGACAAUGGGGUGAAAAGCAGAUUGCAGAGGGGUGCUAUGAAAAUGCUGCGAAAUGUUAUAUUGCAGCUGGAGAUUGUGAUACUGCUAUUAAGAUAUUGGCAAGAAAAGGUGAUGUCAGCUCUUUGAAAACUGCUGCUCAGGUUGCAAUUGUUUACGAUAAUAUUGAAGUGGCAGAAUCCUAUUUGCAACACUGUGCAGAGGCUUUGCUAACUGAUUUUAAAUGGACAGAAGCCAGCCAGGUCAUUGAAAUGAUGCGAAACCCGAAGGGAUACACCUUCCUUGCGAUCGUUCAUGAGCUGACAAUGCGCUUCCUGUCAGGUACAGAAAGUGAUGUGGUUCUCAGCUUUACCGCAAGCAUUGAGAGGAAUGGACAUUAUAUACCGUCUGAUUGUCAAUUUGAAUCUGUCAAUACACACACAAAGAGUGACCUGCUACAAAAUUUGAAGAAAGAACCAAACAAAGUCAUGGAAAUCGCUUGUGACGUCUUCCAUCGUAAGUUUGAUACCACUCCUCUGCACGGAUUAUUUGAGAAUGACCAUUGGCAACUGUCCCAGAGCUUCAAUGCUGGAAAAGUGAUUACAGUAAAUGACUUGAAAGUUGCCAUGUUGUCAAUUUCUUUCGAAGUUGCUAUGGGAAUCAAAAGCCUUUUAGAGGGAAAUUCUUACCAUUGUCUUUUACACUGGCUUCAAACAUUGGAAAUCGCCUACAGCUCUCAUCAGUUUGAGGCUCUUGAGAAAUUGUACAAGCUGCUCCUUCCUAGAGAUUUCACAACGGUUGAAUUGAUAACAGCCUCGGUCCUGGACAAAUCUUCAAAUGAUGAAGAGAGACAAAAAGCUCACUCACUUUUUUAUAAUUUUGAUGGUUAUCACAAAACUGCAAUUUUGUUUCAUUUCUGGUGGAAAAUAUUUCCCACAUUGAUACGCAGAUGGGAGAAAAUUAAAGAUGGUUUAGAAGGGGGCUUUUCAAAUUACAACAGUAUCGAAAGAACUUCACUCUCUGAAGCCAGUUACCAAAAUAUUGAUAUUGGAAAUUUCUUAGCAUUUUUGUCUGGUAUUUCGUCAUCGCUACUAUUAACUUCAUUUGGAAGGAUUGCACAAUUAAAGUCAUGCAUUAAAAGCUUGGAUCACAAUAUUUUAGAGGCAAAAAUAAAGAGACAAUUGCGACAACAUAUAAUUUCCAAGGUUGGGAAGACCAAGAAAAAGAAACCUGUAAAAGGCGAUGAAAUUUUAAAUGAGGGUGAUUCCAAGACGAACUGGCGUGCAAGUGACAAAUCAGAAGAUGACAAGAAAGACACGGAAGGGGAAGUUGUUCAGAAAUCAGGGGAACAGAAAGUAGAUAUACUUGGAAACGAAAUUACUGUAAUUGAUGAUGAAAGCUUUCAGCAGAUGGAAAUAGAAAGUGAACGAUUUAAAAAGGAACUCCAAUCCUGGCUAAAUGAAUCAGCGGAUUUGCCGUUUCCAGAUUGUUUUGAAAACGCAAAAAUUCUCCUCCAUAUCAUAUGCUCGUCCAUCAAGAGUCUCCCACAAUCAGACAUUGUAUCAAAGUUGACGCUGUUGGCAAAAGAUAUUAUAAAAUGGGGACUUUCAAACAGUCUAUCUUCGGAUGACGCAAAUUGUUUCGAACGUUUUUCAAAGAGGCUUGGAAGCCAAUGACGUUAGAAUUCAGGGGGUGUCACUUCAAUGCCUCUUUCUGUUCACAAGGAAUUGAAAGGGAACAACAUAUGUCAAUUCUUUUAAUGAAAAGGAUUUAUUGGAUAAAGUAUGAAGAUACGUGGCUUGUUUAUAAGAAAUUGCGGAGAUAGAUAAACUUCUAUACAAGUUUGGGUUUCUAUGCCCAGAUAAUACAGCUGCUAAAAUGAAAUAAGCUAGUCAACUUGCAAAGUAAUAGUUUCAGAUUUUGUUAAAGUUUCAAAAUUAUUCAAUUUGAAGAUGCACUCGCGAAAACAGGCUUCCCCUUUUCACCCUGUACUGUGGUCUAUAACGAAUAGCUUACAUUUUAUACAACUUUUGUCUAAUCCUAUGUUUAUGGGAAAAUGGUAAGGAUCUGAUCAGUAUGUUUACAAAACUUCUCUUGUAUCUACCCUCUAGUCUUAUCAAACUGCUCUUUCACAAGGUCACUUUUGUUUGAUUUGCAUUUUGCUCACUGAAAAUUCCCGAGAUCGUGCCUUUUUAUAUGACAGGAAUGCCAUCUUUCUAUAUCAUUCCAGUUUGGAUUCCUUCCCUCUCUAUUACAAUAAUUGUUUACACUCUAUUCCAAUGUUUGUUUUAUUAGAAUGUAGUCCAAAUUUUAUUUUCCUUGCAAAUUCUUUUAUAAAGAGAGUUUUAUGAAUUGAGAGAUUUGUGUUUUUGAAUUUAUAUGAAAUUUCGUAUAUCAACAAUUUCGUGUUUUCUUGG